Molecule: messenger RNA, 5279 nt
Organism: Pseudophryne corroboree (corroboree frog)
Lineage: Eukaryota; Metazoa; Chordata; Amphibia; Anura; Myobatrachidae
Gene: ELAVL3
Product: ELAV like RNA binding protein 3
Exons: 6
Coding region: 950-2044 (364 amino acids)
Cellular component (GO): ribonucleoprotein complex
Molecular function (GO): RNA binding
Source: RefSeq, a predicted model, not a curated record
UGAGCAGAGAGAUUUGCAGAGAGCAGAGGGAUGCAGGAGGAGAGGAGAGAGUCAUGGGACGGCAGAGCGGAGAAGGUGGAGUAGAUGAUUGACACAAGGAUGACUCCAGGAGAUGGAUCGAAGCUAAUACAAGAGGUGGGGGAAGCAGAGAGAGAGAGAGAGAGAGAGAGAGAUGGAAUUAUAAGACUGAUGGAUGGAGACAGUGGACGUAUAGAGACAUAGAGGGGGAACGAGCUGCUUGGCAGGUGUGACAGUCUCCUCCUCUAAGUCCUUCUUCUCAGGGGGCCUGGAGAACUGAAAGGAAGAAAAAAAAAACACAAGAAAAGAGGAGGGAGAGAAUAAUCCCCCCCCCCCCUUCCUCUUCUUCUCCCAGCCAAUAACAGAGAGAGCUGCACCAUCCACAGGACCAUAUAUAAAUGAGGAGAGGGGGACCAGACUGUUCACAUGAAGGGAGAGUAAGGUGACAGCACUUUGGGAUUAAGACACUAAGAGUCACAUCGGAUCCUUCCCUCCUCCCUUUCUCUCACUUCCUCUCUCCAAAAUCUUGCGCCCCCCCCUCCUCUUCUUUCCAGACAAAGACCCCCCCACCCCCAAACUGCUUACCCAUCCCUUCUCUCUGCUGAUUGCUUCAUCAAUAUUUUUAUAUCUGUAUCUAUUUAUCUAUAUAUAUAUAUUUAUUUUUUUGGGGAUCUUUUUCUACUUCUGGAAGCAUCUUCGGAAUCUCUUCUCUCCUUUGUUCCAGACGAAGGAAUAUUUUCAUAGUAUUUGAUUUUUUUGAUUUUUUCACGCUCCGGUUUCUUGUCUCGAUCCCGUGACGGCCGCCGGGAGGGGGCAAGGGAGCGGCGGGGUGGGCAGGCGCACCUCGGACGCCAGGACGCUGAGAAAAGGAACCCGGCGACAAGAGAGACGCAACCGAAAAUCUACAGGAGCCAACCUACGUUCCCUAAGCAUGGUGACUCAGAUAAUUAGCACCAUGGAGACCCAGGCCAGUAAUGGCCCUGGCAGUGUGGGUAUUCUUAACGGCACCAAUGGGGCGGCAGAUGACAGCAAAACCAACUUGAUCGUCAAUUAUCUUCCCCAAAACAUGACACAAGAAGAAUUUAAGAGUCUGUUUGGCAGUAUCGGGGACAUUGAGUCUUGCAAACUGGUCAGAGACAAAAUCACAGGUCCUAAGGUAGCACUUUCACUGACUACACAUCUUGCCCACACAGGUCAGAGUUUGGGGUACGGAUUUGUAAAUUACGUGGAUCCUAAUGAUGCGGAUAAAGCCAUAAACACACUGAAUGGACUGAAAUUACAGACAAAGACCAUCAAGGUAUCCUACGCUCGCCCCAGCUCCGCCUCCAUACGUGAUGCCAACCUAUACGUCAGCAGCCUGCCCAAAACCAUGAAUCAGAAAGAGAUGGAGCAACUCUUCUCCCAGUAUGGCAGAAUCAUCACCUCACGCAUCCUGGUCGACCAGGUCACAGGGGUCUCUCGGGGAGUGGGUUUCAUCCGAUUUGAUAAGAGAAUAGAGGCUGAGGAGGCAAUCAAAGGGUUGAAUGGGCAAAAACCACUUGGUGCCAGUGAACCAAUCACGGUGAAGUUUGCCAACAACCCCAGCCAGAAAACAGGUCAAGCGCUCCUUACCCACCUAUACCAGACCACAGCCCGGAGGUACACAGGACCCCUGCACCAUCAGACGCAGAGAUUCAGUCCGCUCUCUUUCCUUCCCAGGUUCUCUCCUAUCACCAUUGACAGUGUUACUAACCUUGCCGGAGUCAGCUUGACUGGUCCUACCUCCGCUGGCUGGUGCAUAUUUGUCUACAACCUAUCCCCAGAGGCCGAUGAGAGUGUCCUGUGGCAACUGUUUGGGCCAUUCGGUGCCGUGACGAAUGUCAAAGUUAUCCGGGACUUCACCACGAACAAGUGCAAAGGUUUUGGAUUCGUCACGAUGACAAACUACGAUGAGGCGGCCAUGGCUAUUGCCAGUCUGAAUGGAUACCGGCUGGGAGACAGGGUCUUGCAAGUUUCAUUUAAAACCAGUAAACAGCACAAAGCAUGAAAGGGAGGGCACUGAAUGGAGAGAGUGAGAGGUAGGAUCGGGAAGAGGUGCAAGAGGGAACAAGAAAGAGAGAGAGGGUAGAAGUAGGGUGGGUAUCUCUAAACCUUGGGCAACAGCAGAUAUUUGCCACCACGGAGGCUGAACAUGGUGGAACAGAGCCUGGUAACUGAAGGGUUCAACACAGGAUUAAGCGUCCUCUAUUUUUGGUUCAAAACACAUAAACCUUAGUACCACCAAUAAUGGUGCAGUUGAGUUGUAGUGUAUCACUGAUAGGACUGAUAAGAAUGCCCACUCAGGCAUGUCUAAGGUUUGUCUUGGAGUCUGAUACUUCCAAGCCCAAUACAGUAGGCACUAUUAGAAGUGGUAUACACAAUGCAAAUCAUGAUACUUUAUUGACUAAUGUUUAAAACAUGGUGUCACCAGAAGAUACAUGGUUGGACAGCACCACUGAUUUGAAGAAUGACUAGGACCCAUAUAUAAGGUAUUGAGAUGUUCAAAUUCAGGGCUGAUGAGGAGAACUGGAGAGCUUGGCACUUCUAUGGCUGGUACAGGGGGUAUAGAGCCCGGAAAGCUACGUAUGUAGGAAAUUGUGGUUCUCUCACUUUUUUGGCUGUGAACUGGCUUGCCGUUCCUUCAGCCACUUGGCUUAGCACCUUUCACUGCCUCUUUCUCUUCUCCAUGUCCUCACCACUCGACAUCCUCCCUUCUCCUAAUGAGUAAUAAAUGAAGAAACGAGAUGGCCGAAAAAUCAAGAGAGAGAGAGAGAAAAAAAAUAUCUAUUUUUUUAAAAAAGGAGAAAAAAAAUAAUCCAGUGAGCAUUUUAAGCCUUUCGCACUUGUCCCAAAUUAUAAGAGUCCAUUUAAAAAAAUAUAUAUAUACAUACAGAUUUGCUCUUUUAAUUCAACUACGGGGUACCACUACAAGACCAUUUUUUUAAUUAGGAAAGCCCCUUCCAUGUUAGUGGCUUCCAGAUUGAAUUCUAGUGCACCUGCCAUGCAAAAAUAACUUGGGGUCAUUAAAAAGAAUUCCUUGACUUCUGCCUGUACCAUUGUCCUAGCCAUAUUGUUGACAAACACGAUGAUGUUAAGUUAGUCAACUUAAAAAGGACUUUUUUUUGUAAUUAACAUUUUUCUACAUCCUAUCUUGUGUACGAACAAAGCUGAUCAUUCAUUCAAACGGUUGAAUUUACUGCAAGCUAAGAAAGAAAAAAAUACAUAACUUGCAAUAAUACACAUUUUUUUAAUACCCCCAAGUUAUCGUUGCUUGACAAAAAUAAAAAUAAAAAUCUUGAUCCGUGAUGCAUUUUAAAUUUUAACUGCAAUAUAUUUAUAUGUUAAAAGGAUUCCCAAUUUUUGGGACUUGUUUAAAGCCUUUUCAUUCAGACUGUCUUUAUAUAUUUUACACAGUGGCCCCUGUUUUGGUAAUUAAACAUAGAUGACAUCCCUACUCAUGACGGAGAAAUCUUAAACUUUGUGUGUUUUUAUUAAAUAUUAUUAUUGAAUAUUGUGCCAGGUUUUGGGUUAACAACAAAUGUCAAGAUUGGGUGAAAUUAUAGCUUCAGACCCACUUAUCUACAGCAAAAAUAUAUAUUUCAGCCGCAUUAAAAAAAAAUUCCAUUUAAAUAAAUAAAUAAAAAAACAUUAAUGAAUGCAAAAUACAAUUCUGAAGUUAAAAAUAAAUAUCUCAGCAAGCAGAAAGCCUUUUAUACUGUACUAUAUGCCUUACAUUAAGGAAUAGCUUAGCUCUUGGCUAAAAAAGAGGAGGCGCUGUUGAGUGGUUAAUAUAACUGAUAUUAGCAAUUAAUAUCUGGAGGAAUAGACUCCCUACAAGUGCAAUAAUGGAAUCACCAAGAUUAUCUACUUACAGAGAAAAAUCAUUGUAAAUCUUUCACACUUUUUAUUUUUCAGCAUUGCCUAUCUUUAGUAACAAAAUUUUAGUUACAGCAUGCAUUCCACAUUACAGGACAGUCAAACCUGCAAAAAAUAAUUAUUGUGGACUUUUAAGACAAGAAAAACCAUAGAAAUGGGUAGGGUAAUCCUAAUAAUGACUAUGACCCGUGUCCCAUAACUGAACAUAAAACUAAAAUAAACUAAUACUUCAGUACAUCUAUGUUCCUAUAGUACUGUAGGUUAUGAUUUUGAAUCCAAAAUGUAGAUAACUUUAAGACUCUACAAAAUAAAAUGCAACAUCAAGAAUAAUGUCUAAUCUGACAUCUGACCCUGUUUUUCUUUAUGUUUUUAAAAUACAAAAUCAAAUCGGUUAAAUCUUAAUUGAUAGCUAUAAGACAGGCGGCUCUAUAGCAACAAAUUUAACUUUUCUUUUAGAUAGCUGAGAGCUUGAGCUUUUUCUCAAUGAAGGCAUACUUAUACCAUAACUUGAAGAAAAUGGAAAGUGGGACUGCAGCCUUAAUUCUGAGCAAAUAUUCAUAACAUAUAAAUUAAAUUAGCUUGGCAUUGAAUUAUUGUGUAGAGGGAAAAAAAUAGCUAGAGAAAAUUUGGUUGUUUAUUAGUUACGUUAGCUUUUGUUAUGAAUCGUAUUUUUUUUGUUUAAUUUGUUUUUUUUUAGAUUAACUCCCCAGACGUUUCUCUAGUUACUGUGUUUUUAAUAUGAUUUAAUCAUAUUGUUUUGGUGUUUAUUUUCUAAUAAAAAUAACGUAGCUGGGAUAAGGUAGAGAACAAACUCUUCUACCCCACAUUUUUAGUUAGUUCUUUGUGUUCUAGAUUCUGUGUGGUUUCUUUGACCGUGUUUAGUAGAAUGUUGUAGGAUCUCUUGCAAAUUAAAAAUAAAAUGAAGAGUCAACAAAAGGAUAAAAGGACAUUUAUGUAAAGAAAAAAAUGAACAAAAAAAUAUAAAAAAAGAAAACCUGGCGAGAUCUUUUAAACUGUUGUUUUUAACUUAUUUCGAAGUAUUUAUUCUUUAUUUGUGUGGGUAUAAAUAUGUGCAUAUUUAUGUUUGUUGAGCCUAAGCAAACAAGCUUUCUUUUUUUCUUUUUUCGUCAAAGCCCUUCUCCAAUGAGGAAACGGGGCUUGAUUAGCAUUGAAGGAAAAGGUGAUAAUUUAUUUAAAGAAUGAAGAAAGGGGGGGGGUUGAAACAUUGUUAAAAAAAAUAAAAAAACACGAAUAAAAAAAAACAAUAAUGUGCAUUUUUUAUAAGCUGGUUUCAAAUCCAUUGAGCUGAGAGCACUGAGUAAUAAAACGCAUAAAAAAAGGAAAUAAAAACAAUUAUUAAUAAAAAA